Molecule: messenger RNA, 5208 nt
Organism: Zerene cesonia (dogface butterfly)
Lineage: Eukaryota; Metazoa; Arthropoda; Insecta; Lepidoptera; Pieridae
Exons: 8
Coding region: 300-4409 (1369 amino acids)
Biological process (GO): positive regulation of kinase activity; cell surface receptor protein tyrosine kinase signaling pathway; multicellular organism development
Cellular component (GO): signaling receptor complex
Molecular function (GO): transmembrane receptor protein tyrosine kinase activity; ATP binding
Source: RefSeq, a predicted model, not a curated record
GCGCGCAUGAGUGGGGGCUGGACAACCAAUGAACGUUCACUAGUACCUUCGCUCAAGCGACGACGAGUGCCCGUGUAGAUUGUCAUUCGAAAUUCAAAUUUAUAUUCGAUCGAAUUACGCUGUUCUGUUUUUAAAAAGGUGCACGUGUGUGUUCGAUGUUCAAAUCUCUAACUAUGUUUACCCAUGUGUGAGUGAAUUGUUGUUGAAAAUGUGACUGUGUUUGGAUCAUACGUGAAAUCGAUCUGUGAUCGAAAAAUGGCACUUACUGACGUUUACAAAUAACCGCCGAUUUCGCUAAAAUGCGUGAGUUCAUAAGAAUCAUAUUGUUGUGUUUGUGUGCGUUUUUGUUAUCCGCCCGUGAAGGGGCGAGUGAGGAAAGCACGGGAUUUGGGGAAGUGAGUGUGACUGAGGGAAAGGCGGAGGAGCAGGGCGAGAGGAAAGAUGUCAAAAGCAAUUUACCAGGCUCAGUACGACGGGGCACAACUCAGAGCGGUUCAAACACGACGAGGGACUCUCAACUCCUCUCAGUCCUCGCUGCGAGGCGACGGCAGCUCCUCACGGGACGUCUGGCCAGCCACAUAAAUACUCUUGCUAAUAUAGCGAAUAAACCACACAAAAGCAACACUACUUUCGCUCAAUUAGAAAUUCGUGAUUCAAAUAAUACUCUUGUAAAAAGGAUAACAUUUGAUAACUCGACAAAUGAAGCCAUAGCACCGACUUUGAAACUAAUCACUCACGAUGGAGUUAAAGAGACUCGACAAGACAUUAAACCUCAUGAGAUAAGACACCUAUUCAUACCUAGAAUAUAUCAAGAUAAUAAAAACAGAGCAGGAUUUUUAAAUAAUCGACGAUUUAACAAAACAAAUGCUGCUGAAACGAAGACUGAAAGUUCUAUAAUUUACGUCCCACCAGAGAAAGGAGAGGAAUUGGAUAAAGGUAUUGAACUGGACCCAGAAGAAGAAUUCCAAGUUGACGAAUCGAAUCAUGGCUUAUAUUUACUGAAUUAUUCUGAUACUGAUAACGUUACACAAAGUCCACCUGUAGCACCUAACAAAACAACGUCCAGUAACGAAAUUAAAGAAAACACUACAAUAUUAACUGAUACAAUAUCCAUAACCACUGAAAAACCUGAAGAAACAACUACCAAGGUUGAAGAUCAAGAGAAAGACAAACUAGAAACCAAUACAAUAGCUAACAGUACUGAUGUUCAGAAUACGAAAUUAAUAAAAGUAGAUCACGAAAAAGAUAAAGGUAAUCAAACAUUAUUCAUGUCACAAGAGAUUUAUAACCAUUUCCGACCAUUAGAAACGGAACUUCCCGAUGAAGAAAUGGCACCAUUUAUAUAUUUUGGACAAAAGUUAGGUGGUCCAGUAAUAAACGAUAACUUGACAAACUCUCCUUCAUUGUCAGCUUCGACUAAAGCCGCUAAUUUUAUCGUUGCUCCGCCUGAGAAAAGAAAAUUUAACUCUCGUUACUCUGCAACUGAAAAAUAUCGAAAUACUAGUGCUGGUGAAGAUGAAAUUAAUGAAGAUAUGGAUGUUUCAGUUGUUAAAAAUGUAAUUGAAAAGAAUAAAAUAAGGAACACAGUCAAGGGACCGGCUCCUGCAAGACAUGUUGGAUUAGUUAAUGCUUAUAGGAAAUAUCCUAGUACCACCCAAAAGCCACUAAACAUUGGACAGUUAAAUGUCACAGAACCUAUCGUACAAAAUGUAACGCCAAUUACACAAAACAAAACCAAAGAUAUUUUAUUAAAUUCGACGAUAACUCCGGUUGAAAAUAUAAAUGGAACUGCCAUCAAAGACAGUUUGAAUAAAACAAGCAUAUCACCCACAUCAUCCACACCACCACCAAUUCGUAAUUUUACUCGUAAUUACUUUAAUCUACGUCGACGCCCAUCAAGGAUUACUACUCUUUUGAGUACUGAAAGCAUUCUCAUUCCUCCCGUGGUAAAUACAACUACAGAAAAAGCUUCAACUUCUGUAUAUACAGCUGUUGUGACAUCCGUGUCAAUAACUUCUUCUGUGAGAGGACAAAAUAAAACGGAUCCUAUCGCUAAUGAAUCGGAUAAUAGUACAAGUGAUAUUAUAUUUGGAAACGUAGAAGAAAAGUCGAAUGUUACCGAUGACAUUAUAAUCUAUUUCAAUGACACGGAAAUAACAACUGUACCGACAACAACCACAACAACAUUAAAACCAUAUAGACAUAGGAUCAGAAUCAGAACGACGACCACUGAAAAUCCUUUCCAUAAUAAUACAUCUACUACGCCUGUUCCAAUCGCGUACAAACCGAUCGAAUCUCCACUAACCAGUGAACAAUAUAAUGGAGAUCUGAAAGUAGAAACGAUAACAUCAAAAAUUUCUGAAAGGUUAGCCAGUCUGUUCCGUCAAAAUGACUAUGAUAACGCUACGAAUGGAAUAACAAUUCGACCAAAGAACAUACUGAAAAGGCGGCGACCAAUGACCACUUCGACUACAACAACCACAAGUACGAUAAAACCAACUGUUGGUAUCCGUGAAGAAUCUACGACAAUACUCCCAACGACCACAGCGCAAGAAACUACGACACAAAGAAACGAAGUUACUGACUCGAUCUUAAAAUCUAUUAUCGUAACAUCUCGAUCUUCAUCAUCGAGUUCAAAAACAUUGCAACUCACAAAUACGACGGCAGCUGAAAACAACACCGUGCUUAAUUUGACACGAGUUAAGAAUGAAAGUGACUCUCAGAAUGAGGUUGUUAUAGAGGCAGAAAAGACAUAUACAGCUUCAUACGUAUUAGCUGGUCUUGGAUUUCUUCCAGUGAUAGCUGUAGUAGGUUUUGUGUUAAGGAACUUACUGAAUAAGAAAACGAAAGAAAUCGACACGGAAUAUGAAGGAUACUUCGACGAUGGUGGCGAUAUUAAGAAAGAAUCGCCGAUUACGCCUGUAGCUCGACCGCCGAUACCGCCACUUACAAAACCAGAUCAAAAAUGGGAAUUCCCAAGGAAUAAGCUAAGGUUGCAAACAUUAUUGGGUCAAGGAAAUUUCGGACAGGUAUGGAAAGCUGAGGCAGACGAUUUGAACGGUCACGAUGGGUUGACUCGUUUAGUAGCAGUGAAGACUAUUAAGGAGUCAGCGUCACAGAAGGAGAAGCAGGAGCUUCUACACGAGAUAUACAUCAUGCAGAAGAUAGGGACCCACCCCAAUGUGGUGACGCUGCUUGCUUGUUGUACUGAACAAGAGCCCUAUCUCUUGAUAAUGGAGUACGUGAUGUGCGGCAAGCUGCUGACGUACCUGCGCGAGCGGCGCUCCCGCCCCGACCGGUUCAGCGGCAGCGGCGCCGUCACCUCGCGCGACCUCACCGUGUUCGCGUACUGCGUGGCGAGGGGGAUGGACUAUAUCGCUUCUAAGGGGAUCGUGCACCGCGAUCUAGCCGCUCGCAACGUGCUAGUGGAUCACAACAAGCUGUGCAAGAUCGCCGACUUCGGCAUGUCGCGGUGCGCGGGCGCGGCGGCGCGGGCGGCGCGCGGCGCGCUGCCCGUGCGCUGGAUGGCGCCCGAGGCUCUGCUCUACAACGUGUACAGCCACCACUCGGAUGUGUGGGCCUUCGGGAUAUUGCUGUGGGAGAUCGUCACGCUGGGCUCCACGCCGUACGCAGCGAUGUCCGGCCGGGAAGUGCUAACCGCCGUCACGGAGGGCUACCGGCUGGAGCGGCCGCCCCACUGCAAGCCGCAGCUGUACCGCGCGAUGCACGCCUGCUGGCACGCGGACCCCAACCAGCGACCCACAUUCGCACAGCUGAAGUCCCAACUGGCAGAGCUGUUGGAUAACGAGCCCGUGGAAGGGAAUUAUGUGGAUCUGGACUCGUUUUACCAAGAGUCGUCGGUGUAUAGCGACCCGUCAGCUAUUAUAAAUGAUGAAGAGGGCUUGUCGGCGGAGUACGAUCGGGAAAGGCGGGUGUUUAGGGAAUUAAAGACAGGCCAAGGAAAGUUCGAGAACAGAGCGUUCAACUUACGCGACGAGGAGAUGCGUAAUAAAUUCGGUAUCGGCACACCGCGCAUGGGCGGCUUUGGCAUCCGCGAUCUCAACUUCGAACGAAAUUUCUCUGACGGCGAAUUCGCUGACCGCAGUUUCACCGACAAAAACUUCGCCGACAGGAGUUUCGCCGACAAGAAUUUCCCUGACAAAAACUUCACUGACAAAAACUUCACCGACAGAAAUUUCGCCGACAAAACCUUUACCGACCCAAACUUUGUUGAACGUAAAGAUGGAAAGUUGUCCACGUCCAGUUUUCAUAGGGAUAGGGAAAGAGAGAACCCACUUGUGAGCAGGAAUAGUUUUAAUGGAUUUCCCAGGAUAAAUGCGAAUAACCACUUUCAAAUGACUCCCGAUGGCAGAAACAAACGGGUCUCCGAAUUUGAGUGUGAUAUUUAAUGACUGAUGUUUGAUAGAAACUUUGUAUAUCACAUUGUCAUCAAAACAAGUUCUUGUAUUGUAUAAAAUUCCAAAUUUCUAUUUGGUAUAAACGGUAGAAAUGUUUUCGAAUUUUAUGGCUCCAUAUAGUGCAGUCUAACGAACUGUUUUGAAUUGAUCAAGAAACUUGACAACGCUUUGAUCAAAAGAAAUCCUGUCGGAUUAAUAUGGACAACAUUGGACUUUGAAGGUAUUGAACCUGAAUUUAAUAUAGUUUUAAAACCAGAUUGAGAGAUAUUUACGAGUAAAUUAUUUGAAUUGGGCGUUCAAUGACUGAGUACUUAUUCGUAGGAGCGUGAAAUUCAUGACACUAGACUUUAAAUUGAUUUCAAUUGUGUGAAAUAGUAAGGCGUGUAAAUUUUAUUGUAAAUAGUUUUAUUUAUAACAGUAUUCUGCUGAGUUUGGUGUAGAUGUAAAUAAUGAUAAGUUUAGUAUAUAGCACAGAUUUUCGAUAUGUAAUGUUUACUAAUUGCGUGUUGUUUUAUCACAAGAUUUAUAUUAUGUUGAAAUUCUACACAUUUUUAACAUGUUUCUCAAAUGCAAGCUGUGGUGCUCAGAUGGUUUGCGUUAUGUAAAUAUAUAUUUUAACAAUUUAUAUAUAAUGUUGCGUUGUAAAAUUUGCGGAAUUUAUUUUAUUUCAAAUCUCAGUUUAAUGUUACUGUCUAGUCUAAAAUUCAUAGUUAUUGGAUUGUAAAGAUCUGUUAUUUGAAUAAGUUUGAAAGAUUUAUUUUAUUAUGAAUAAAGUAAUAUGAAAUUAUAA